AUGACUUCAAGACAAGAUAUAUCAUUGAAUUUCAUCGAAACGUUUGUAAUUAGUAGUGUUACAGCUGUGGCGGCGAGAACGUUGAUCACUCCGGUUGAUCGUUACCAUACAAAGAAUGAAAUUAAACGUAUGUUCAAACAGAACAGCAACGAUUCAUAUUCGAAAAUUUUCUUGGAAAAUUUCGUUAGUGGUAGCAUUGCCGGUGCAUUGUCUGUAUGUAUUUUGUACUCGUUGGAUAAUGCUCGACAGCAUGUAUAUAAAGAUAUUAGGACUGGUAAAAUCAGAAGGGAGAAAGGGCAAUUAUAUCGCAUUAUGAAUGCGUACAAAAAUAUAUUAGCUACGGAUGGCAUAGGUGGUCUCUAUCGUGAUUUUCUUAUUGUCUGCGUGCAUGAUGUUAUUUAUCGUGGAUGCUAUUUCGGUUUCUAUGAUACAUUGAAGCCAAUUUUACUUGGACAAAACCCGAGCUUCUUUCUCUCGUUUAUACUUGGUUAUAGUGUCACCCUGGUAUCGCACUUAGUCUCCUAUCCAGUCGAUACUGUCCGAAGACGUAUGCGUUGGGACAAAAUUCGCAGUUCUCGACAGUAUACAAGUCAUGUGAAUUGCCUGUUUCAAAUUAUACGCAAUGAACAUAUUUCAAGUUUAUUCAGAGGAGCUAAUACUUGGAUUAUCAGAAGCAUUCCGAGCGCCGGUUUUCUGGCAGGAUUCGAUCUUUUUGCCAAGAUUUAUCUCAAUAUUAAAGACAGUCGCAGUUAG
Messenger RNA from Adineta ricciae, 753 nucleotides. Lineage: Eukaryota; Metazoa; Rotifera; Eurotatoria; Adinetida; Adinetidae. The record is from the annotation of a GenBank genome assembly.